Acanthoscelides obtectus is the source of this 2245-nucleotide messenger RNA. The record is from the annotation of a GenBank genome assembly. Lineage: Eukaryota; Metazoa; Arthropoda; Insecta; Coleoptera; Chrysomelidae.
GUUUGAUGCGGUGUUUGGUAUGGAGGUGUCAUUGGACCUUACUUCUUUGAAGUCGCUGCAGAUUAUGAUGUAUACACAUGGUACGCUUCGUGGGACGAAUAAUCAGUUACAAAUGUUUGUUGGAGGUUUACGUAUUUAUAUAAUAAUACUAAGAUGUAGACUGUUUGGUAUGGCGGUGUGGUGUAUGGAAAUGUAGGAACAGCUGUUAUACAGUUUUGGGGUGUAUAAUCACCUAACAUACACUUACAUUACCACAGAGGGACCUACCAUGCCAAGAGUCACAAAUGCUAUUCUUCUCAUCCUAUUCCUGCCUCAACUCAACACAAAGUGCACCAAUCACUUAACCCAAAAGCAUGUGGAUGACAAUUUCCUUGACAGAAUGGCAUAUGAAACUUCUCAGUUGGAAACCAUCGGGAUAACUACAGUCUGCACCAAUGCGAGCCUGCCGUUGGAGGACUUUGAUGAACGUUUCUGUGAAAACUGUACCCGGGAAAUGAAAAUAUUUGCGUCGAACAUACCAAUUCUACGUAGAACAGUAUUUUCUGGGAUCAAUGAUCUAAACAUACUGCACAUACAAGGAACCAAUACUAGUGACAUCGAACCAGGGACAUUUGCACAUAUGAGCAAGCUUCAGGAAGUGCAUUUCACAAAUAAUAGUAUUACGAAAAUCAGUAAAAACGUAUUCAACCCUCUCCGAGAAAUGAAAAUCCUUGACUUGUCUCAAAAUAAUCUAGCUGAAAUUGACCCGGAGUUUCUAGACGAAUAAAUAUAGAAGCGGCUAAAGUAUUUUAAGUUGAACCAUACAAAGUAUACGUCGUCACAGAUAAGGAUCGGAUUAUCCACUUGACUAAAUAAAUUUUCCUGAGAGUGGAGUGGUCUUGAUACCUAGAAAAGGCUGACUUAAUGUACAAGAUGAUACUUAAUAUAUGGAUUACUUUGAUAAGAUACUGAUAAAAAAAAAGUAUAUAGUCAAGAAAAAAGUAGACAGUACAGCAGACUCUUAAUUGUCACUAAGAUGAGGGGUGUCUUGGUCGUUGUAUUAUUUUUCCUAUACUGUGGAGUGAUUACUUCAGAAGCCGAUGACAAGAUAUACAAAUGCCCAACCUGUAGAGGCAUCGAAUGUCUCCUACAUGAAAAAUAUGUACCCUGUAGUGAGAACAAUCCAGCCUUACCUGCCCACUUGGAUGACGUGAUUGAUCAGCAAGGAGAACAUGCUCACUACAUGUGCAUCUCUCUUAACUUUUUUGUAAUACCUGUGAAGCAGUGCAUACGGACCACCAGUAAUGAUGUCUGCAAAAAUCUGAGAAAUCAUGAUAUGAGAGUUCUAUCCUGUUCAUUGAGUGAACCAGAAAUUGAACAAAAAACUACAGCACACCCUUCAAGUUCCACGUCUGCAGCGAAAACGACAACUCCAAAGCCGCCGAAAACUUCAACACCAAAACACACAACAGCUCACCAUAAAACCACUUCAAGGUCCACGUCUGCAGCGACAAGCAGGAAACCAACUUCUCCAGCAAAAAAGACAACUCCAAAGCCGCCGAAAACUUCAACAGCAAAACACACAACAGCUCACCAUAAAACCACUUCAAAGUCCACGUCUGCAGCGACAAGCAAGAAACCAACUUCUCCAGCAAAAACGACAACUCCAAAGCCGCCGAAAACUUCAACAGCAAAACACACAACAGCUCACCAUAAAACCACUUCAAAGUCCACGUCUGCAGCGACAAGCAGGAAACCAACUUCUCCAGCAAAAACGACAACUCCAAAGCCGCCGAAAACUUCAACACCAAAACACACAACAGCUCACCAUAAAACCACUUCAAGGUCCACGUCUGCAGCGACAAGCAGGAAACCAACUUCUCCAGCAAAAACUACAACUCCAAAGCCGCCGAAGACUUCAACAGCAAAACACACAACAGCUCACCAUUCAACCACUGAGGAGCCUUAAACAUGGAAAUCUUCAUCAGCAAAACAUUGAACUGGUCGACAUUCAGCAUAGGAUUCUUCAACAUGACAACCUUCAACAGCUCAGCAUUUCACAUCAGCAGACCGCCGUUGCAAUCGCUGUUCACGGCUGCCUACUAAAAUGUUAUUUAACCAGGAUAUGUACAAUUCUGCUAAAGAUACUGUGAAUGGUUUUGCCACGUUUUCAGUAGUGUUUUUGCUCCACCUAGUCCAGAAGGUUGUAGUGUAAGUGAUGAUACUGUAUGUAACCAUUAUGGAAUAAACUUAUAUAAGAUCUCUG